Molecule: messenger RNA, 1620 nt
Organism: Amoebophrya sp. A25
Lineage: Eukaryota; Dinophyceae; Syndiniales; Amoebophryaceae
Source: the annotation of a GenBank genome assembly
GUCUCUGUUGCGGCAGCUGAGUGCGUUGACGCCAGUAGAACUCGCUGAUGUCUCGGACGACGCUGUGCCUCUGCCGGUAGCACUGCGUGAAAUAAAUGGUGAGGGUACAACUUCUAGUACUGGGAAAGCCUCGUCAAAGAACAAAAAUCGCAACAGCGCUACUUCUGCGCUAGUAAGUAGGGGAUCUACUACUUCAGCAGUACGAGAAUCCAGAUCAAGAGGUAGAGCCUCUCGAGGAUCAUCAAGAGGAUCAUUACGUGCCUCAUUGGGAGGUAGAGGAGGACAGGACAAGGCAGAAAGCCGCAGACAGAGUUUGAAGAUGCAACUGCGGAAUAGCACGUCGCAUGAAUCUACGAGAUUGUCUUCAGGUGGUGGUGUAGCUGGUGGUGUGGGUGGAGCGCCGUUCGGAUUCGGAAUAACCAACGCGAUGGCUGAAAAUGAUCGUAUUGUACUAGACGUAGUCACGGAGAAAGAUGAAGAACAAGGUGCGACAAGACCAGUAACGGAGGAUGAUGAUCUUGUGACAGCUGAACAAGCUGGCGACGUAGGUGGAGACUCUCCUGCGACAAGACUAAUAACGUAUGAAACGAAAGUUAUCUGUUAUCAUUAUCAAGUUUCACUUUCAUCUAAAGAUGAAAAGCAUGAUAAUGAUGACAGAUUGAGAUUUGCUUUUCAUAUAACGGAGGAUGAUGAUAUCGUGACAGCUGAACAAGCUGGCGUAGGUACUAGGUCUAAUCUGGGUAGUCCAGUGUUACGGUAUCCAUCACCGCGUGAUCACGAAAGAGAAGCUGAACAGCGGACGCAACAAGAACAUGAUCAUCCUCAGGAGGUCAAUUGCCAUGGUAUCAAUCCCCUGAUACAGUAUGGUGGUAGUAGCAGUUCCAGUGGUCCCCGUGCUCCUCGAGGAAGCAGCAGAACAACUGGUGAGGGACCGCGAAAUAAAAAUACCUCCAUGUCAUGUCGUUCCCCGCGGUUUCUUGAGGGUAGACAUCGAAUGGAGAUGCCAUUAGCGUCGCCAACAGGCAUGUUCGGAGCUUUAGCUGCAGGUUUUGAGAGUCUAGUCGUUGGUGAAGAGAGUCAAGGACAGGAGUCUGUGGAUGACAAUGCUGACGAGGAUAGAAGGACUAAAAGCGCAGUCAACAAAGGGGACAAGCAUAAGGAGGCGUCAUCGGGGGAGUACCCCAAGAAAUACAGGGAAGGAGGACGGAACAAAACAGGCACAGGCACUAGAGGUAAAGUCACAACACAUACGAGCACAUCUCCAGUCCCUGAACAAAUUGAUCAAGAUUCCUCUACUCCCCCUGAAGCCGGUGCACCAGGCGGUAUGUUUCAAAAUUUCCUAGCUGGAAACUUCUUUGGAGGUGGGGGUGACGACCCAGAGUCAACAGACCCCCAAGCAGGACGAGACCUUCCCGAAGGAACACGAACAGGGGAUGAGAUUAUAGCUGGUAAUGGGAAGAAGAGCAGAAAAGGCAAACCUCCUUCUAAGCAGGACUAUGCUAGUGUGGAUAUCGAUGGAGAUGAUGGCGAUCGAGAUCAACUACAGGGUAGUGGCAGGUUCGCUGAUGGAGAUCGUGCAGUUGGUGCUUCAUCGGGAGGACGACGUGGCGUUGUUUCAAG